Cutaneotrichosporon oleaginosum is the source of this 558-nucleotide messenger RNA. The record is from RefSeq and is a predicted model, not a curated record. Lineage: Eukaryota; Fungi; Basidiomycota; Tremellomycetes; Trichosporonales; Trichosporonaceae.
AUGCCGAUCAACCGCAUUUGCUAUGGCGACCAGAGCGGCGAGAACGCCGGUUCCCUCUGCUAUCCCGAGCUCUGCGGCGACCUCAUCCACUGGUCGUGCUACUUCUGCCACGGCGACCUGACGAUCUACGCCGAGCCCGAGCCGCAGACCGCGUACGCGUCCGCGGCGCCAUACGCAUCUCCGUCUUCAUCGUCCUACGCUGCGCCGCCCACGUCCUACGCGCCAUCCUACGCGCACUAUGCGCCAUCAUACGCGCACUACGCACCCACCAACCCAACCUACGCGGACGACACCCCCGAUCCUGCCGGUGACUCACGCCAAGCCUGGGGGCCGGGGUGGGGCACGACCUGGGGCUCGCACCGCGCCGAGGCUGAUGUCCCCCAAGUCUCGCAGCGCACGCAAACUCCUCUACCCACUAAGUUUUCGCACAACUCCCGACCCGCGAAUACUUCGCGCGACUCACAGGAUUCGCAGAACUCGCAAGAAUCGCAGGAGGCGCGGGAAUCGCAGGGGUCGCAAGACUCACAGGACGUGAAGGGUAAGAAGAAGAAGCGGUAA